GCACUAUCUUUGACUAUCAUGGAUCCUUCAUCAGUGACCAGUGAGACUGAUCCUCCUAAGGCAGAAGAGACAGUGAAAUCAGACAGCAAGACUGAGGAAGAAUCUUCUUCAUCAAACCCUCCAGCUGCUACAGAGACAGGCCCGCCACCUCACGUUGUUCAAGAGAGCUGGACUAAACUCACAAGAGAUGAACUGGUCGACAAGAUCAAAGGAGUUAUAUAUGGACACGCAAUAGGGGACGCCAUAGGUCUUGCUACAGAGUUCAUGACAAAGGAGCAAGCUAAGGGUACUUAUGGAGCUAAAGGACCAUCAGGUUAUAAAGAUAUAGUCCCGGACUUUCACCGCUCAAGGUGGGACCAGGGAGACUGGACUGAUGAUACUGAUCAAAUGCUGCUCAUCCUGUUGAGUGUUGUUGAGAACAAUGGUAUAGUGGAUGAGAAGGAUUUCGCUAGAAGACUGAGGGACUGGAUGCUGAAGGGCUUCCCUGAGCUGGGAGACCCAGGUGGAUUUGGUAUCGGAAUGACAGUAUCCAAAGUUUUGCAUCAUCCUUUGAUACUAACUGAUCCACACGCAGCUGCUAGAGAUGUAUGGGAAAGCUCUGGGAGAUAUUUAGCUGCUAAUGGAGCCGUUAUGCGUACCUCUAUACUUGGGGUACUUCAUUUUAACGAUUUAGAAAGAGUGGUCUCCAAUACUUGUGCCAUUUCUCGUGUUACUCAUGCUGAUCCAAGAUGCACUGCCAGCUGUGUCGCAAUGACAACUGCUAUAGCACUCAUGUUGCAAGGACGCUAUGACUUAAGCAAGAAGGAUCAAAUGAAGGCUCUAAUUGAAGAAUCAACAAAAGCUGGUAUCAAGCACAUUGAGUUGAAGGCACAGGAGAAAGAGUUCCAGGACCACAUUAAUGCUAAGAACCUCAAAGCGCUUAAACUGGAUGAGCAGAAGGCGAUAGGUUAUACCUUCAAAGCUCUUGGGUCUGGAUUCCUUGGUCUUCGAACUGGGACUGACUUUCGUAAAUUCAUAAUGGAACUGAUAAUGGAGGCUGGAGACGCAGACACCAAUGGAGCCGUGUGUGGCGCUAUGUUAGGCUGUAAGGUUGGUUUCUCCAAACUUCCUCAAGAUCUCCUUCAGUUUGUCCACAGACAGUGGCUCGAUGAGCAGGUGGAUAAAUUUAUGGAACUUAUUGGAUUGAAAUAAACUAUAAAUUUUUUAAAAUUUGCAGAGACCAAUAUUAUUUUUUAGAUAUAGUAUAAUAAUAUAUUUUUUAUUGUCAUCUUUUUAAAACAAUUGCAA
Messenger RNA from Amphimedon queenslandica, 1287 nucleotides. RefSeq names its product ADP-ribosyl-[dinitrogen reductase] glycohydrolase-like. NCBI's taxonomy places the organism in Eukaryota, Metazoa, Porifera, Demospongiae, Haplosclerida, Niphatidae. The coding region runs from base 19 to 1191 and encodes 390 amino acids. The transcript is spliced from 10 exons. The record is from RefSeq and is a predicted model, not a curated record.